GUGACAACUUUCAAUUCAUGAAAUGACAACACAAUGCAUGUCAUGUCAGCUGACAGGGGUUAUUUUUAGACUGUAGACUGUCUACAUGUGCGGACAAAAAUUUGAGUAUGGCACACGUUAAUGUGUCAGAAACAAGUUCCUGAAUGUGCAAGCCAAUUCUAAAGACUACACCAUACUAAGAUCAUAAAGUGAUCUGUAGUUGGGCAGAACAAGAAUUGCGGAAUACUUGAUCUUGUUUUCAGGUGUACUAACCAUGCAUGACCAACACAAUAGAGUUCACAGCAUGCAGCAUGGUUGACGAAAUCAUGUAGUCUGGUGUCACACGCGAGAGAAUUUCUGAUAGAAAAAUAUUUUCUUCCUUGUUUCAAGAAGUGUGCAGUGGAUUAAGCAAUCCUCACUGUGUAUCAUUCAGACAUCCUGUGACAAGAUCUCUCAAGAUACUUGAUACUUAGGACAGUUCCAGGCCAGAUUUACGGCUUUCUGAAUAUGUGACCGGCACUCACUAGAAGAUGGCUGUAGGGCUAAUCGUGAGGAGAUUCUCAAACCUCUUCUUAUUUGUGAUGACACUUUUAUCCCUGGGCAAAGGACUUCUAUUCAAUGACGAUGCACAGGUUCUGCCCAAUGAUCCAUUCUUUUUUGUUGGCGAGACGAUGAGUUUAACCUGUGAUUUUACCAGUGAUAGCUGGACAAACAACUCGGUUUUGUACUUUGUCAAAGACAAGGGAGGUGACCAUACACCCGGAUGUCCAGUUGAUGAGUUUGCUAAAGAGAUAACCAAGAGAAGCGAGGGAAAAUUUAUACAGUUAGUUCGUCCAAAUGUCACAUUUGACGAUGAUGGGAAGUACUACUGUAUAAAGUGUGACAAUAAGUCCAACUCUUAUGUUGUUGCUUGGCAAGUUCUUAAGGUUGACACUGUGCCAAAAAUGAUUGAAAACUUUUCUUGCUACUAUUUAAACCGAGAAAUGUUGGUAUGCAACUGGAGUCUUGGCGUUUCAUACAAAUAUAAUGAAUUAUUAAAUGUUUCCCUGUCAUUUAAGUAUAAUACAAAUUGGUCCACUCAUGAUGUUCCAGAAAAAACAUCAUGGUUCAGUAAAGGCUUUAGUGAUCGUCCAGUGCAAAUAAAGGUUGAAGUCAAACAUAGAAACAAAACAGCAGUGUUUAAAAGAGAAAUUGAUCCAAGUGAUUUGGUCAAGCCAACACCUGUAACUAACCUCAAGGCAAGACCAGUCAACAGUACAUGUACUGAAUUAUCCUGGAACCAUCCUAGUGGCAUGCCCAUGAAUUUUACCUACAUGUAUGAACACAAAACACAAUGGCAAACAGGUUUUUCUAUAAAGAAUUACACUGGAAUUAAUGCAAAGGAAAGUCGAUAUAGUACAAUUCUCUGUAACCUGAAACCUUUCUCAAAAUACACUGUCAAUUUGACAGUUCAUCCUUUGAAUAAAAAAGGAUUUCCAAGUGAUUUGACAUCAAACACAUUUACUACUACUGAAGAUGUGCCAUCAUCAGCUCCUAAAAUAUGUAUCGGCUGUUAUUAUGAAAGCAAGUGUUCUUGGGAAAGACUUGAAGAUUGCUACACAUUGGUUUGGAAAGAAUUAGAAGAAGAAUUAAAAAAUGGCAAUGUAAAUUACAGCAUUUCAGAAAGAAAUCUCUCUAUUAAUAAAACAACCACGAACAACUGGGUGGAAUUCUCUAAAUCACAAUUGCCAGCAAACCAGAGUCUACAAUUUUGUCUUCAGGCUUACACACAGAAGGGAUUUUCAAAAAAUUGUUCAGACUUGAUCAUACCAUCUAACAUCCUGAUGCCAAAUAACUCAGUGAAAUUCGUUGUUGAGAGAAAGAAUGAGUUUACUUAUUACCUGCACUGGACAGAUGAUAAGUUGACAUCUGGUAAUGACUUUCAGUCUACAAGCUACACCAUCAUUUGGUGCUCCAAUAACUGUCAGCUGGUGGAAUGGCAAAUUUUAUCUAGCAAUGAAUCUUCCUUGGAGAUAACUGUCAACAGUAGGUUUGGAAGAGAUGUUAAAAUAGGCAUCAGCCAAAGUGUUGUAAGGAAUGGAAAUGUAGUGAGCAGAGGAAUCUCCUGGGCUAGAUGCAUCUAUGAAUAUUAUCAGGGACCCAAACAACCAUACUGGAUUUUCAGUGAGCAAAAGCUGAUAAGGAGGAAUACAGAAGAAUGUACAGCUGGGUAUAUCAAGGGAUUUCAUAUUGAAUUUUGUCCAUCUACUAAGGGUAGUACAUGUUCAGGCCAGAAAAAAUCUGUAAAUGUUAGCAAUACAGUGCUUGAGUACUCAUGCAGGCUUUUGGCAUCUGAUAGGAUUUUUGUAAAUGUCACAGCCUUUACUUCAGCUGGCUAUGGAGAAUCACAGCUAGCAAAUAUCGAGUGUCAGGAUCCAUUAAUAUCUGAAGCAGAAGUCAACAUGUGGUGGAUUGUUAUUUGUAUAUGUCUGGUAAUUGCUCCUCUAAUUUUAUUUGCAUGUGUUGUAAGGGUUUGUUAUAUAAGGAAAAAGAAAGUGAUGAAAAGGUUUAAUACAACCAGCUUAAGCCCUGAGGAUGACUUUAUGAAAAGUUUUAAAAUAAAAAGCUCAUCAGCUUCUUCCAAUGAAGGUGAAAGUUCAAUGAAACCUUUACUUAAAUCUUUGGAUAACACAAGGUCUUCUGAUGACUGUAGCCUUGACCACAGUGUAGCCAGCAAAGGUUCGUCUUCUGCAGACAACACAGUUUUGAUAGGGUCUAAUGUUCAUGCAGGACUAGAAAACAAUGAAAGUGGCAUAAGUUCCCAAAAUGCACCUUCGGAAAUAGUAGUCAAUUCACAAGAAAACAGCAAUGUCACAUCUAAUGAUAACAAACGUAACAUUGAAGUUAACAGUAGUAGAGAAGGGAUGAAGAACAGCAGCAGUGGAGAUAUGUCAAGGGGUAAUGAUGAUCUUCAAAAUAGAAGUGGAAAUAAUUCACAUGACAGUGCUGCUACUAGUGCAAGUAGUUGUGAUUCUUAUUGCAAAAUGUUAAAAUAAGGAAGAAACAUUCUGAAAGACACAGAGUCCAGCAGUUUUAUUGAAUUCAUUGUUUCACCUAAGUUAGAGGCCAACUAUGUCUUCAAGGUUGUUAUGAGUUUGCAGUUUUUGAAUUCAAUUAAAACUAAAGUGAGAAAACUAUUCUCCUGUCUUCAAUGACAAGACUGAUUUUAAAAGAUUUAACUUUAUCAAGCUUGAAUAUAAUUUAUUUGCAUGUAGUAACUUAAAUACCUAUAUAUUAAUUGUGAUGCAAUAAUUUUUUAAAUUAAUUAUUGAAAUAGCUCAUAAGAAUAUAAUACAUUUUGUUGUUAGUAUUAGAAUUUAUUCUUUUAAAAAGAAUUAUUGAAAUAGCCUGUUUGGUGGUAGUAUCAUUAUCUUUAUAAUUAAGGGAUUAUCCAGCCCCUUCUAGCAUUUAAAGGUAUUUUAAGGUAAAUUUAUCAUUAUUUUGAUUACAAAUUAAGGGCUCAAACCUGCUGGUGGUUUUGCUUUCUGGCAGCUUGUUUAUAAUUUGCUGUUUAAUAAUAAUUUGUGUACAUGAGAUGGCUUAGCCAUGCUGGUAGAGGGCUGGGCUGCUUGAAAGUCUUUGAGUUUGGAAUUCCACUUAGCUACAUGGGUAUCUAACUGAGCUCAGGGAAAGUAAAGGUGGCUGGACACUGUAUUUUCCCUUCUAUUGAAAGCCAGGUGCUUAGGUGUAAUUUAAAAAAAAAGUUGGUUAGGCUAUAGCUUAAUGUUAGUUAACAAAUGUUAAUAGUGUCAAUAUUUAAAAGAAAAUCAUUUGCCACACAAUACCUAGGCAACUGAGAGUUCACUAGCACAGAAAAUCAAAUUGGUUUUGAAUUCUUGAACUUACACCCUGCAAAGCCACAUUUCCCAUCACCAAUUUCAGCCACAACAGUAUGACCACAUCUCAUUAAUCUUGGCCACAUCUCAUUAAUCUUGGCCUCAUCUCUUAAAUCUCCACCACAUCUCACUAAUCUCAGCCACAUCUCACUAAUCUCAGCCACAUCUCACUAAUCUCAGCCACAUCUUAUUUAUUUCCACCACAUUUUACUAAUCUCAACCGAACCUCAGGUAUACAGGGUGACAGUUUGCAUAAAUCCAUUUUGAUUAUUUAUUACAUUGUUAUGUGUGUUAUUAUUAAUGCAAAUAACACAUGGUUUCAUAUUCAUUUACCAGUCAUUGUUAUUAUUACUAUGUUUUUUCAAACAAUUAAUAUAUAAGGUGAAGUAUGGGCCCAUUGAUCUCAUUAUGGUACUGUAUGUAUGUUGAACUAGAGUUUUUGUGUAAAAACAUUUCUUUUGAUGUUAAUAGAUUUUUUUCUCUACAGAUGUUCAUUAACUAUUUAUAUUAAAUACUUUACAAAGUAAAAAAUUUCGCAGUGUUUUUAAUUUUUUAAAUAUUGCAUUGCUUUGAUUGUUUUAAUGCAUUGAAAUGAACUUUUAAUUUUUUAAAAAUAUCAGUUAGAAAUGUAUAUUUUAUAUUCUUCCUUAUAGAUAAUAUAUUUUUAAAAUUAUAACAAUUGUUUAAAUUUUUAAAAUUGUUUCUGUACAAUAUUUCUAAUGUUUAAAUCUCAUGAUUGAAAAUAUAAAAAAUCUAUAGGCUUAGCCCACUAAAGUAGUAAAGUAAAGCAUGAAUAAUAAUGACACAGAAUCAAUAUUAAAAUGGUUUAAUUAAUACAUAUUAUAGCAAAGAUUUACAGAUCCUCAGAUAAACUAAUGAACAGUGCCAUAAGUUGGAGACAUCAUCAAAAGUCUGUGUGAUUAUCAAAAACAUUCUCCAUUUUUUAUUUAUAUAAUAAAAUAUUUGCUUUUACUAAUGAAGAUGAAAACACCAUCUCAUGUUUAUUUCUUGGUGUUUACUAUUGUUAUUGUGUUCCACUAAUACACAAUGUAAGAUGUGCUAUAUGAUAUCACUGAGAGUGACUUGAAGGCCAAAAGAUAUACCGAUUAUUAUAAUUAUAUUUUCUACAAUAACAAACACAAUAUAGAAAAAAGAAGCUUAUUUCUACAAUAUAUUUAAGUCAAUUACAUGUUUAGACUAUUAUGUAAAAUGUUUAUUUAUAUUAUUAUGUAAAAAGAUUAUUUAGAUUAUUGUGUAAAAAGUUUAGUUAUAUUGUUAUGUAAAUAUUGUAUUGUACAGCAGAAUUAAAGCAGAUACAACACCACAAUUUUACUAAAGCAGUACUAGAUUAAUAAUAAUGGUUAUAUUGAAAAUACAAAGUGAUUAAAUAUACAAGAUAUAUAUUUUUGUAAGUCUAACUUGGCAGCAAUUAACAUACAUAACUAAAAAUAUUUGUAUUUUUAAUCUGUUA
This is a messenger RNA of Physella acuta, 5325 nucleotides long. RefSeq names its product interleukin-31 receptor subunit alpha. Gene Ontology annotation, molecular function: protein binding. Lineage: Eukaryota; Metazoa; Mollusca; Gastropoda; Physidae. The record is from RefSeq and is a predicted model, not a curated record.